UGUUUGUAUGUGCCGUACCGGUGCCGUCAAAUUAAUCGUAUCGAAGAAAAACGUGGCUGGCGUGCCGCGAUAAUACAACGCUUCUAUCAUGCUCCCCCGUGUGCUCGUUUGACCGUCUUUGCUUUACACCAUACAUCCCUCAUUCCCAUGCAACGAACGCGGAGAGUACUUUCGAUCGAGUAGCUUCAUCGAGCUUCAUCCCGAUAGUUUUGGCUGCUUCUUUGGUUGCGGAAGUGAUAGUAGUGGUGCCAUUGUUGUGUAUAGUGUGGGAGCCACGCAUGCACUGCGCUCGCGGCGAAUUAAUCUCAAGAGAAGGUACAAGCUGCUACUCCCGGUGUGGGUGAACGGGCGUAUGUGUGUGCGCGCAAGCGUGGGCUCGUGUUGUGGACACACGGGGGAUUUUAAAUUUGUGCGCUGGAUUGUCACGUAGACUCAUUUUUUGAGAUCUAUUUUGCCACACUGUCUAGCUGAGUUUCAAAAGCCACGAUGACACAAGAACAGAAUGGCAUUAAAGAAAUGCAACAGACAGUGGACACGGUGUCGGUGCUGAAACCUGACGAGAGGCAGAGAAGCAGACUUGAUGUCCUCGCAUCGCACUUCAGGUCACGUUUUAAUCGCGAGCCUUCGUUUUUCGUUCGAGUACCUGGCCGGGUCAACCUGAUAGGCGAACAUAUCGACUAUUGCGGCUACUCGGUUUGCCCAAUGGCGAUCGAGCAGGACAUCCUCGUGGCCGUAUGCAAAUCCGAAGACGAUAAUGCCCUCCAACUCACAAACGUCGACGACAAAUACCAGGAUUAUCGGCACGACGCGCUUCAAGAAAUAAGAGAUCUGCAUCUAAACGAGGACGGUCUCGGGCCUACUUGGCACAAGUACUACCUGUGCGGCAUCAAAGGCGCCCUGGAAGUCAUCCCCGAGGAGAAGCAGCCCCGAGGGAUCCUCGCGGCCGUCUGGGGUAACGUGCCUCCUAAUGCGGGGCUCUCCAGCUCCAGCGCCCUCGUAUCCGCAGCUCUGCUCGCUACGGUACACGCUAGCCAGCAUACCAUGUCAAAAGAGGACAUGGCUACAGUAAGUGCCAGAGCAGAGAGGUACAUUGGAACUCAGGGAGGUGGAAUGGACCAGGCAAUUGCAUUUCUUGGAAAAACUGGAUCGGCAAAAUUGAUCGAAUUCAAUCCAUUGCGGAGCUACGACGUAAGCCUUCCAGAAGGCGCGGUUUUCGUUAUUGCGCACAGUCUGGUUGACCACAACAAAGCCGCCACGUCGGAUUACAACACAAGGGUCUUGGAGUGCCGACUUGCAGCUCAGAUCAUAGCUAAAAAAAUGGGUAUCGACUGGCAUCAGGUGCAAAAGUUAAUUGACGUACAAGAACUUUUGAAGAAAAAUCUAGAGGACAUGUCUACAAUCGUAAUGAAGGAACUUCACGAGGAACCGUAUGAUUGUGAAGAGAUAAAUCAAAUACUGGAAACAACGCCAGAAGAAUUAAAAUCAAUAUCAAACGUAACAUACGAUCCUACACGAAGGCUAAAACUGAAACAAAGGGCUCUUCACGUUUUUCAAGAAGCAGAAAGAGUCGCGGCUUUUCAGACGGUAUGUCAACGUAAGGAUAUGGAAGAGCUAGCUAGAAUGAGCCAAUUAGGCCGCCUAAUGUCCAGCAGCCACUCGAGUUUACAAAACCUUUAUGAGUGCAGCCAUCCGAGAAUUGACGCGCUUGUGACAGCAGCUAUUGAUUCCGGAGCUUUGGGUGCUAGAUUAACAGGAGCAGGUUGGGGUGGAUGUAUCAUCGCAAUUGUCUCAAAUGAAAACGUCGAGGAGUUCGUCAAUAGAUUAAAAAAGGAAUUCUACCAGAACGACGAGAGAGCUAACAGUCUAAAUUUAUCAAGUUAUGUCUUUCAGACCGAACCUAAACAAGGAGCUGCUAUUUAUUGCUCUUUAUGAUAAAAGAAAAAUGUGUUUAUAAUACAAUAAUGUAAGCAAAAAUUUUUUAGAAUUAUGGUGGA
Messenger RNA from Copidosoma floridanum, 1994 nucleotides. It is a transcript of the gene Galk, whose product is annotated as N-acetylgalactosamine kinase. Gene Ontology annotation, cellular component: cytoplasm; cytosol. The record is from RefSeq and is a predicted model, not a curated record. Gene Ontology annotation, biological process: galactose metabolic process; carbohydrate phosphorylation. Gene Ontology annotation, molecular function: ATP binding; galactokinase activity. NCBI's taxonomy places the organism in Eukaryota, Metazoa, Arthropoda, Insecta, Hymenoptera, Encyrtidae.